UCAUGUGACAAUGUGACUUCAUCAUCUCAUGUUUCCGGGCCGUGACGUCAGGUGACGUCAUAGCCUCCCAUCCCUUGCACAUCUGACUGACUGACUGACUGUAGAGCGUCAAUGAGAGCAUGGCGAACAGAGACGACGAAUAUGAUUUCUUGUUCAAAGUUGUGCUGAUCGGAGACUCCGGGGUGGGCAAGAGCAACCUGCUCUCGCGCUUCACCAGAAACGAGUUCAACCUGGAGAGCAAGAGCACCAUCGGAGUGGAGUUCGCCACCCGCAGUCUGCAGGUGGACGGCAAGACCAUCAAGGCUCAGAUUUGGGACACGGCCGGACAGGAACGCUACCGAGCCAUCACCUCGGCGUACUACCGGGGCGCGGUGGGCGCUCUGCUGGUGUACGACAUCGCCAAGCACCUGACGUACGAGAACGUGGAGCGCUGGCUGAAGGAGCUGAGGGACCACGCCGACAACAACAUCGUCAUCAUGCUGGUGGGAAACAAGAGCGACCUGCGACACCUCAGGGCCGUGCCCACCGACGAGGCGCGGGCAUUCGCUGAAAAGAACACGCUGUCGUUCAUUGAGACGUCAGCGCUGGACUCCACCAAUGUAGAAGAGGCCUUCAAGAACAUUUUAACAGGACUGCAAUUGGCUGGCAACCGGUUCAGGGUGGACAUCGCCUCUCGCCCGAAGUCUGCAAGGAGCGACUCCAGCACACCUGUAACCUUAACGAGGAUAUGCGGGAUAGAAAAUGGAUGGAUGGAUGAAAUAAUUGAUGCCUUACCUCCAAUAAAGACUGGAGACCUGCUAGCUACUCUUACCAAAAUCUACCGCAUCGUGUCCCAGAAGCAGAUGGCGGAGCGGUGCACGCACGACGAGUCGCCGGGCAACAACGUGGUGGACAUCAGCGUGCCACCCACCAGCGACAGCUACAAGGGGCCCAGAGUGCAGUGCUGCCAGAACCUGUGACCUUCAUCAACAUCCUCAUCCUCCACCCUGGCUUCAUCUGGGAUGAGCACCUUUUUCUUUUCUCUUCCUUCUGUCAUUAAAGACACGUGUUGAAUGUUGACUGAGCUGCUGUCAGGGAGCAUUUCGCCGCAGACCAAACAGUCUCAAGGCACUCAAGCAGUAUUAGGGGCUCACCGUCCAUCUUCUUUUGCAUCAUGCCAAAUAUAUUUAUGUAACGUCAUCAUUGUCUAUUUAUUGAACACUUAUUGCUUAUAGUUGUCACAGGUUUUUUUUUUUUCUCUUGAAGAUUUCAAGACUGAUUAUGUUUACAAUAAAAUGAUCAAACUCUAAAUGUCUUAUUUUAUUUUGUCAGAAUAACCUCCAUACCAAACUUUAUGCCUUUAGAAAAGAUGAAUUGUUAUCAAGUUUGUUCUUAUUGCAGCUGCACUGUGAAAUACUGGAAACUUUUUGUAAUACAAGUACAAAACUAUUAUGUCAAUGCUGUCUGAAUAAAAUUCUAUUCAAAUAUCA
Molecule: messenger RNA, 1469 nt
Organism: Phyllopteryx taeniolatus (common seadragon)
Lineage: Eukaryota; Metazoa; Chordata; Actinopteri; Syngnathiformes; Syngnathidae
Product: ras-related protein Rab-11B-like
Exons: 6
Coding region: 120-959 (279 amino acids)
Biological process (GO): constitutive secretory pathway; regulated exocytosis
Cellular component (GO): recycling endosome
Molecular function (GO): GTP binding; GTPase activity
Source: RefSeq, a predicted model, not a curated record